Messenger RNA from Porites evermanni, 5198 nucleotides. The record is from the annotation of a GenBank genome assembly. NCBI's taxonomy places the organism in Eukaryota, Metazoa, Cnidaria, Anthozoa, Scleractinia, Poritidae.
AUGGCUAAAAUGGCGGUUCCUCGAAAGAGAGGAAAAUCCAAGGAUAGGGAUUUUGAUCUGCAGUCUUUAUUCGAGUGGGUAAAAAAGCUGUUGUUUGAUCCCUCUAAGACCUGGAUAGUAGGCAUUGGUCUUCUCUUUGCAGAGAUCGUGGUAAAUAUUGUGGUCAUAUGGAAAAUUAAGUGUGAGUAGCCUGUCCUGCCAGGUUUCUGCUGACUUUUUAGUUCUUACAGCUUUCGUUUCAGCUCAUUUUUUUUUCUUCAAAAAAUAUUGAGGAGACCAAGUCAAGGUGUGGGGUUUGAUGUGACCAGCACUGAGUAAGUGGGAGGGGAGAGGUCUGGCAUUAGAUUUAUUAGAUUUAUUAUAAUUUAUUUAUUUAUUAGAUUUAUUUAUUUUUUGGUCUAUCCCCAUGGGGUAAACUGGAGGACCCUGGCUCCUGACAAGGGGUCCAGACAGGAGUAAGCCUUUGGAGGAUUUUUGAGGGUUGUAAAUUUCAAAAUGAAGGGAUUUUUCAAGUGAUAGAGAGAUUAAGAUUCAGGUUUACACCCAAUGGUAGACCUGAAUUUGUACCACGCGACCAAGUUUUCCCCUUAUUUUCCGUUUACUCUUUAUUGCUUCUACACAAAAAUAAGUUAUUUUAUGCCAGUUUUAACCACAGGAAUUGUUCGGGACUGUUUUUAUAUGCUUAUUUUCUAUUCUGUGAAAUUUUCAACUUGAGUCUGACGUUUGCCAUUUGCGGUAAACGUGAAUCUUAAUCUCUCCAAUAUCAUUGUGUGAAAAGUUGGUGGUAAUAAAAAUUUGAUUUUUUUAAUAUCUCGUAUAUCAAAAUAUAAUGUUCAGCCUUGGAUAAUGCAUGUCUAGCUUUGUUAUUGGUUCACUGGAUCUCUGUUAAUCAGCCGUUAUACUUACUUUUGACCUUGUAUGGAAAAUGAGUGUGACAGUGACCAGGUGCAGAUCUAGGAUAAAUACUGACCGAUUUCCUAAAAUGAGUACCAGAGGCACAAGCUUCUAGGGGGUUCCAUCCAGGGGGCAUGUUCUCCCGAAAAUUUUUUUGGAUUUUAACUCCCUGUAGUCCCCUUUCCUGGUUUCUGAGUCAUUCAGACAGGAUAUAUACAAUUGAUUUUCCAGCUGAAAUCUCGCAGCGUGUUUAUUAACCAUUUUCCAGAUUUCAACUUAGGGAGUGUUUUUUUAUUAAAAAUAUCUUUAUGGUGAAAAAUCUGACUGCUUUCCGAAAAAUGGUGGAAAUCGGUGUGGAUCGGCGCCUGGUGAAAAUGGUGAACUUGGACGUUCUAUCAGCCAGAAUCCUGUGUAAUUACAGAGGGCAUUUUGUAUGAUAUAUGUAAUAUAACGAGAUAAUCAUUCUGAAUUGGCCUUGAGGGGGUAUGAGAUUGAUUAUAGCCAACUUGCAUCCAACGUGGACUUAUGGAAUUAUUUUAAAUAUUUUUCACUUAUUAAUUUUUUAACUUUAAUUUUUAGAUACAGAGAUAGAUUGGGAAGCUUAUAUGGAUGAAGUUGAGGGUGUGAUAAAUGGGACAUAUGACUACACCUACUUGAAAGGAGAAACAGGACCACUAGUGUAAGAGCACAUUCUGCUAUCAGUUUAGUAAUCCAGGGGGGGGGGAGAGUACUCUUUGGAAUUCUUGGUUAGGGUGCACUCCCCAGUUCUCAAAAUCUUGACCCUGUUUCAGACCAAAACAUGUUAUUUUGCACUGCACCUGUUUUCAGGCGUGGGCUCAAUAAUGUAUGAAAUGUGGAUAAUGCUAUCAACUGGAUCAAUCUCUAUCUGGUGGAUAAUGCAAUUGGUUUCCCAAAUACUCUAGAUAUUCGCUGGAUAGUAAUUUAUCCAGUAGAUACUGCUAUCUAAUGUUUGCACAGUGGUGACCUGAGUCUAAAAUCCCUACCCAUUUUUAGUUAUGCUCAGUUUGCAAACCCAUCAUCUUGUCCAAGUGAAGUCAACUAUUUAAUUAAAUUAAUUAGUAAUAUUGGACACUGAACACUGUUUUAAGCAAAAAUAUGUUGAUGCACAGUCUCUUGGUUCCCUUGAAAAAAUACCUUAUUUCAGACCAUAUAAAUGAGUGAAAUCUAUACUCAUUCAAACCAGCACAGCUCCGAAACCACAUCCUUUGGGUGGCACACAGCUAUGUACCUUUCUUACAGGAGCACCCGCACCUCCAGGAGAAUUUAUAUCUUUUUAAAAGGCAGUCAUAGCAUUUUGAGGAUCCACUUCUCUCUUUUUCUGCCCCCCCCAAUAGACGGUAAAGGUGACAUGACAUCUUAUAAUGACAAUGACAAAAUAACAUUGCAAAAUCAGAGUCAACGAGGGAGGUUUUUACCAUAGGUCUUUUCUGUGACCAGUUGCUUGUGGUUCUGUAACCAAAAAGUGCAGCACUAAAAAUUUGGAAAAUUUCGAAAAGUACCACAGCAUGUUUUUAAGUAAAUGAAAUGCGUUAUAUAAUGUUUCCCUUGCUGUACAUUCCACUGUAACUGGGACAAAGAACUUAGUCCAUUAUCCCCAAAUGUUUAUUACAUAGGGUUCAUUACAUUAGGGUUUUACUAUGUUUCCUAUGGGAUCAGCCAUUAAGUGUUUAAAUUAUAUUUUAUAUAUAUCUUUAAUUUUCAUUUUCUUUAGUUACCCAGCUGGGUUUGUAUACAUAUUCACUGGCUUGUAUUACCUGACUGGUCAUGGAACAGAUAUCAGGACUGCUCAGUAUAUUUUUGCUGCACUUUAUAUUCUCACGCUGGUUUGUGUAUUUGCAAUUUACCAAAAAACUGCUUCGGUAAGUCUUAAAAUGACGACUAGAUAACAAGGUAGCUAUUCUUUUACCGUUACAGUAUCAGAAAUAUCUUUACCGUCGUGGAAUAAUGAAAUACCAUUAAUUUCUCAGCACUUUGAAGAAAUGGAAUUGUGACAUUUUUUCUUGAAAAUUAUUUUGACAUUUGGGAAUUACUUGUGAAUACUAUAAACAUGAAGUUAUGCAGUGAUUUUGAGGUGCAAUAUUCAACAAAAUACGAGUCCCUUGGGAUAUUUCAUGAUCUGCUAAAAGGAACCAUUAUUUAGUAUGACCUUUUUAUCCAGCUGGGCCUAGAGAAUAUGUAGGUAUUUAGUCAGCACUUGAAACAGUUCCAGCUUGUCCCUGAAACUCAUGUUACUACUGGCACAAUUUGUUAACAAUUUAUUUUACUCAAGCGCGAAGGGUUAAUGAAAAUAAGGACGUAUUUAUCUCGAUAAAAAUGCAAAGAUAUUUAAAUUCACGCAUCCUGUGACAAUGGACAUCCUUGUCCAUUUUUCUGCUUAAAUGGUGAAUAAAAUCCCCGUUAAUAAAAGAAAAAAUCAUGUGGUGGAGGGUUACCAAAACUACUGUAAGACAUCAAAACUGCUCACCCACCUCUCCCCUAACUAACGAAAGAGCAAAGUGUUGGGUUAAGGGAGGGGUAGGUGGGCAGCUCCACAGAAUCAUAGGACCAGUAUAAGAUUCUAAAGAAACUGACCACAUACGCCUCCCCUAACCUAAGUUUAACACUCAUUACUUACUUAGGGCAAAAUGUUGAGUUAGGGGAUGGGUAGGUAAGAGUUUCCCAGAAUCUUACACUGAUUCAUAUUUUGCUUUCCCUCAGGUUCCUCCUUAUGCUUUUUUCUUUAUGUGCUGUGCCUCAUACAGAAUUCAUUCAAUUUACAUUCUACGUCUCUUUAACGAUCCAGUGGCAAUGUUCUUCCUUUACCUUGCUGUGAACUGUUUUUUAAUUAAUUGGUGGAGCAUUGGAUGUCUUAUGUUCAGGUAUGAUGUAAUUUUAAAAUUAUAUAAGCGGGAAUGAUGGAGUGUGGAAAGCAUGUAUGGGUAUAACAUGUAGAUUAAAAAUGCAGGAUUUCACCGCCCAAAAAUGAAAAUAAAUUUUUGGACAAGUUGUAAUGACAUGGAAAUUUUAUGUAUCAUUUGACAUACGUGGCGAUGCUAAUUUAACAACUUUAUUGCAAAGAGAGUGGGAAAGGACGCAUGUGAUUCCCAGGGGCUUUCGAUUUUGGCGCAGUCAGCCCCCAGUUAGAGUUAUUCCCCCUUUCAGCUGGUAGACCCAUGCCUUCCUAGCAUGAACCCCCAUGCCAAUAGAGCCAGGCCCCCAUCUCUCUGACUAAUCAGUGGAAAAAUAAAGAGGGUUAGGGAUGAGGGUAAGCUAAAGAUCCAAAGGCUAAUUGAAACCCAGUGGCAGCCAUGAAGGGCUGUACCAAGGACAUGGAGCUGAUACAAACAGGGCUGACCAUGCCCGUGCUUCCAAACUGAUGGCUGACUGAGUUAGGGAUCCUUGUACUCAGGGUGCCAGAGGCUUUUCAUGCGCAGUUUCCGGUUUUUAUCAAGUCUUUUCGCUCAUGCAUGUCUUCGGCCUUUUGCCAAAGACACGUUGGCCUAUGGCUGACAAUGCUUUUUGCCUCAUGUUGAACGCAAGGAAAAAACCUCUGGUAACCAAAGUAGGCUCCUUGUUGUUAACUUUGUUAAAUUUCAUUUAAUUUUUGGUAUAUUUCAUGUAUUUACUGUAAGGUAUUAUAUUCUAAGGCCUCUUUUCAAACACCAAUCUCAACUCUCUUUUUUUAGAUGAUAAUAUUAUUGAUCAAAGAAUUUUUUGUUCCAUUUUUUUAUUAGCCUGGCUGUCAGCAUUAAGAUGAACAUUUUGCUGUUCGCUCCUGGCCUUUUGCUUCUUCUCUUUAAAUCCUUUGGUGUGUGGUGGACAAUUCCUAGACUAGCUUUGUGUGCUGUAGUACAAGUAAGAAACUACUCUAGGGAGUUUCCACAGUGGCAUCAUUUUAUGCAACAUCUUAAAAGUAAACAAAAUGACAAUUCUGUAGAUUAACCACAAUUUUUAACACAUUUCUUUCAAGUUCCCUGUUAUUAUGCCUUAAACUUACAAUUAAAGUAAAAUGUGGUGUAUUUUUAGCCUUAAACAUGCUUUUUUCUCCUUUUUUUCAGCUUGUACUUGGUCUCCCUUUUCUGUUUGAAAAUCCCGUUAGCUACAUAACCAUGGCAUUCAACUUAGGACGACAGUUUCUAUUUAAGUGGACAGUCAACUGGAGAUUUCUACCUGAAUGGCUUUUCCUUAGUCGCUAUUUUCACAUUAGCCUUCUUGCUUGUCACUUAACAGUUUUGUUGCUUUUUUAUCUUUGCAAGUGGACUAGGUAUGUUGUUCCUUGUAAAUAUAACACUACCUUUUCUUGA